UAACGGACUGGUAAUUGGAGAUUUAUCAAUGCUAUGCGAACAUAACCGGCGGUAUAUCAUCACCGAGAGUCGUUAACCUGUCCAGUAUCCAUACCGAAGCCGAUAUUCGACUGAAUAACCACAACGCAUGACGGAUAAUCCAACCUAAUAAGACUCUCCCUAGCCGAUCUAGAAAACAACAAAACAACACUAGAAGUACAAAGGAGGGAAAAUGUGGAAAAUAUCCCUAGUCUCAGACCUAACCCCUCCAUCCCUCGAACGAAUAUGGCAAUCCUCCCCGCACCCAACUCUACCUUUAGUGGCAACCAGCAGCGCCGACAAAACCGUCCGAAUAUAUUCGUUGGUCAAUUAUAAAUUACUCUCUAUUGUAUCCGGGGGACAUAAACGGAGUAUCAGGAGUUCGGCCUGGAAGCCUACUCCUCCUGCUACUACUGGUAGUAGUGGAAGAGGGGAGAGUGUGUUGGCGACGGGCAGUUUUGAUGCUACUGUUGGAAUUUGGAGGAGAUGGGAUGAUUAUAACAACCACAAUAAUGAUACCGGCGCAGAGGAAGGAAAGGAUGACGACGAUGAAGAUGAAGAAUGGCGCUUCGCCGUUCUCUUGGAUGGUCACGACAGCGAAGUAAAAUCCGUCUCUUGGUCUGCCUCGGGCUCAUUAUUGGCGACUUGUUCGCGGGACAAGUCAAUCUGGAUAUGGGAAGAUCUGGACGACGGCGAUAAUAAUUUUGAGACUGUUGCGGUGUUACAGGAACAUACGGCGGAUGUCAAAUGUGUAGCUUGGCAUCCCGUGGAGGAAUGUCUUGCGUCUGGUAGUUAUGAUGAUACUAUCAGGGUUUGGAGGGAGGAUAUUGAUGAUUGGGGACAGGUGGCUUGUUUGAAGGGUCAUGGUGGUACGGUCUGGUUUGUGGAUUGGGAGGGUGUUGAUUAUGCUCCUUUUACGUCUACAACACCAUCAACAGAGCCUGAUGAUGAUCAAUCCGCAAAGAUAAAAGAAAAAUAUAGAGAGCAUUACCGCCUCUCGGGCCCCAGGAUAGUCUCCUGCUCAUCCGACAAAACAGUCCGAAUAUGGCGUCGACAAGCAAAACAGGCUCAAAUAUCAACAGCGUUCUCGGCGUCGACCACCGGUAUACCCAGCAUCAUUCGUCCGACCGGUCUGGAUGAGACGUGGCAUCAAGACGCGACUUUACCGGCUGCGCAUGAUUUGGCUAUUUAUGCGGUUGCGUGGAGCAAAAGGUCUGGAUUGAUUGCUUCUACAGGUGCAGAUGGAAGGAUUGUUGUUUAUACAGAGGAGUUUGUGGACAACAAAAAACAGAAGGGAAAUGAUGAAGAGAUGGAUACUUCUCCCGAUACGCCGUUUAAGACAGAGUGGAGAAUAGUCGCGAGUAUUGAAGCGGCUCAUGGAAUUUAUGAAGUGAAUCAUAUCGCCUGGGCGAAACGGGGUGAUAGGCGCGGAGAACAAAAGGAGGACGAGAUGUUGAUCAGUACUGGUGAUGAUGGAAGUGUCAAGGAGGAAAAUCGCGCCACACCCAAUUUGAUGGGCGUUUGA
Molecule: messenger RNA, 1543 nt
Organism: Talaromyces stipitatus ATCC 10500
Lineage: Eukaryota; Fungi; Ascomycota; Eurotiomycetes; Eurotiales; Trichocomaceae
Product: WD repeat protein
Exons: 2
Coding region: 212-1543 (443 amino acids)
Biological process (GO): iron-sulfur cluster assembly
Cellular component (GO): cytosolic [4Fe-4S] assembly targeting complex
Molecular function (GO): protein binding
Source: RefSeq, a predicted model, not a curated record